UCUCUGUCUCUGUCUCUGUCUCUCUCUCUCUCUGUCUCUCUCUCUCUCUCUCUCUCUGUCUCUCUGUGCAGCUUUGGCACUCUCAGAUGUUCUCCAGCUCUGCAGUGCAGAUGUUCAAGCAGCACUUGCACACCUGGGCUGAGGGCCCUGCACACCACAUCACAGCCUAUGCCUCUCCCCAGCCUCAUCACUGAGUCAUUUUGACACUUCUCAGGUUUCUAGUAUCAAAUAAUUUGGGAGGCUUUGUUGAAAACAACUUCUGCCAGAAGAAUGGUGUCAUCUUCUCUACAGAUCUGUGGAUUGCUGCUGGCUUUAGCAGGAUUCAGCAUUUCACUUGUUGCAACCAUCUCUAGCAGAUGGAAAGUUUCAGGAACCACGACAGUGUUAGUUUCUGCAGACUGGAUUUCUGAAGGUCUUUGGAUGGACUGUGCAGUGACUGAUCUUGGAUUAAUCCAGUGCAAGAAGUUUCUCUACAUGUUAAGUUCAGACACUCAUGUUCAGGCAUGCCGUGCCUUGAUGAUUACUUCCAUCCUUUUGGGAUUCCUAGCCACAGUACUCUCAGUGCUUGGAUUGAAAUGCACAAGUUUUGGGUUAAGCAGUGAAGAUUCAAAAGCGAAGUUUGCUGUCACAGGAGGAUUUCUCUUUAUUUUAGGAGGUCUCUGCUCUAUGGUGGCUGUUUCUUGGUAUGCUGCCAUGGUAACUGCUCAGUUUUUUGACCAGCUGUAUCCUGGAACCAAGUAUGAACUAGGAGAUGCUCUGUACUUAGGCUGGGGUGGAUCUCUUCUUUAUAUUCUUGGUGGGAUUUUUCUGACCUGUUCAUGCAAAGGGAAGAAAAGAGACCAUUACAGCACCAAAUAUGCAUAUUCUUCAGGCCAGGCAGCUCCACAACAGCUCAUUUACACCAAAAAAUCUGAGACAAUAAGCAACAAGGAGUAUGUCUAAAUUGACCUUUUGCAUGACUAGUACCAGCAGCAGGUUAUGAACUCCAAUAAAGAAGUGAACUACUUCCACAGUUCCAGUUCCAAGUUGUAAUCUUUCAUCUUAAUUUGGAGCAGUACCAGGAGGUAUGGUUUUCAUAGAAAUAGGAAUUGCUUUCCAGGAAUGGCUUUCAAAUGUAAAUAAGUUUCUGUAAAAAAUGCUGUGAUGUCAAAUCCUGCAGCAUGAAGGUUUCCUGCAUGCUGAGAAGCCUGGUAAAAUUUAACCACGGAGUGCAGUGUAUCCUGACAAUCCAGAGCAACUGUAUCUGUUUCAGCUGACUCAAACAUGGAGAACUGAUACGCCUUAGCUGACUGCAAGUUGUGUGCCCCAUAGCUGGAAAUAGGUAUUCAUUAAUGUUUAGCUUCCUACUUCUGUUUAGCAGCUUUAGCUUUUGACAGCAAAUAAACUGUUCCACAGACUGACUGCAACGAGUUCUUUGAUGAGGGGUAUCCUGGUCGUUAGUAAGUCUAUAUACUGUGGUCUUGAAGUCUUGGACUGAAACUCGUAUUAUGUAUGAUAGGAGAUUUAGAAAAGUUAAAAAAAAAAAUCCUAGCAACCACUCACCUGAAUCUGCAGUUCCUUGUUUCUUGUAAUGCAGGUAUGAAAAACAAACUAUACAGAAUGAAUCAAACACAGAUGGAAGUGGAGAAAGCAUCUGGUGUGAAAAUGCCUUGUGAUAACUAAGAUGAUUGUAGCCUUCGUUGUUUUAUUUUUACAUCUAUGUUUUCAGCUUUUAAAAUAACCCUAUUCUAACUUUGAGCAAUCUUUAACUUUGGGAACUUCUGCAUCUGAAUUGUCUAAUUCAUGUAAUUCCCCAGUGUCUUUAUUCUUCAUUAUUGCUCCACCAUUAGAAUUUCUGCCUUAAGCUACUCCACUGCUGGAAACACAUGCUUGCCAUGUGUGAGCACUUAGACACUUGACAAUGAAGUAACUUUAAUUUAUGUUGAUGCUUGAGCAGUGUGGGAUGGAGUUUCACACUGCAGGUUCACUGUACAAUUUUGUAACUUGUCCCUUUUAAAUUACAAAUGUAUUCAUCCAAUUCAACAAAACACCUUGGUGUUCCUCUCUGCUUUUAACAUCUUAUCAUAAGCAAAAUUGUAGUUCAAUUUAGAAGUUUGGUGCAGCUUCCUUGAUAUCCCAGCAGUUAAUAUCACAGAGCAACCUGUAAGCAGUCUUAGCAGAAAUGGUUUAGUCAUGUUGCUUGCAUACAGGUAGAGCUGACAUGAAAACUGACACCUUAAGGGAUGAAUUGGCAGACAUUGCCAGGCUUAGGAAGGAGAGCUAAAAGGAGUGCUGAUUUCUUUUAGAAUGCCAGUGUCAUCUCUUCCACUAUUGACUACUCUUAAAAAUCUCCUUUUGGAGAAUAAUUUUCAAAGCUGAAAAGGCAGUUAACUGGCAUGGUGGGAGCUGAACUCCUUAUCAUCAUCUGUAUAUUCUCUUCUCUGGAUUUUUAGCUAAUUUCAUGAUGGUGUCUUGCUCUAGUGGGAAGUAAGGAAAAUGCAGAGCUUAGGCAGCAACUGAGAAGUUCCAGUGUUGGUUUUUCACCAAAGGAUUUUGUCAGCUCAUGAACAUGAAUUAUGAUCCAGUAUGGGAGAGAUGAAUUCAGAGCUUCCUUGGUCUGGCAUCAGACCUUCUGGUGACUUCGCUGGGAAGUUCCAUUAAAACUGAGAAUGGUUUCUCAGUUUAAAGCCUCAUUCAUUCAUGCAAUACAUCAUCAUUGUAUUCAGUACCAUUCAGAGGAAAAUAAAUGCUGAAGAUACCAUGCC
Molecule: messenger RNA, 2744 nt
Organism: Calypte anna (Anna's hummingbird)
Lineage: Eukaryota; Metazoa; Chordata; Aves; Apodiformes; Trochilidae
Product: claudin-15
Exons: 6
Coding region: 271-942 (223 amino acids)
Biological process (GO): bicellular tight junction assembly; cell adhesion
Cellular component (GO): plasma membrane; bicellular tight junction
Molecular function (GO): structural molecule activity
Source: RefSeq, a predicted model, not a curated record